Messenger RNA from Orbicella faveolata, 1989 nucleotides. Its product is annotated as zinc finger protein 277-like. Lineage: Eukaryota; Metazoa; Cnidaria; Anthozoa; Scleractinia; Merulinidae. The record is from RefSeq and is a predicted model, not a curated record.
AGCUGCACGGCUGUUUCAAGAUGACGUUGUGUAAAGUGAAUUGAAAUGUCUCUUUUCGAAUAUCCUGGUCCCAGGUGACAGCCGGGUAAUAAACAUGGCGGACAGAGGAAUUCAAACACAGCAUGGUUUGGAGGUCUUAGCUUUUCCAGAGCAGCCCGCCAAGGAGUUCUCGAGUCUGGAGCUUCAAGUUCCGUGUAUUUUCUGUGACAAAGAAUUUCCAAACACAACAGGAAAGAACGAUGCAGUACUCCAUCACCUUCUAGUAGAACAUCAGCUGGUCAUUGGAGAUGUAGCUCAAGUUUGUGACUUAAGGAGAUAUUUGUGUCACUGGAAAACAAGAUUUAAAGGAAACCCCAUCACAGAUUUUUGUCCUGUCAUCAACAUCAAUUCAAAACCUGAGGAUAUUGGUCCCAAGAUUCAGUAUUUCCUUUUGUGUGACUCCCUUCCAGAAGAUAGAUGGCUGAGAGAAGAUCUACAACGAAGGAGAUUAGAAGAUGUUUUGGAGUGUCAACAGCGUGAAAGAUCAGACACUCACUUUUCAAGAACAUGCCUUUUCUGUAAACAACAUUUUGAAGGCAACAGAACAUCAUUGUUCACACAUAUGGCAACUGAUCACGGAUUUAAUGUGGGCCUUCCUGAUAACUUAGUGAAUGUAAAUGAGUUGUUAGAUGUUCUGGAACAGAAACUAGCCAAUCUACAGUGUUUGUUUUGUGAGAAGUUAUUUAAAGACAGAACAGCACUUAAAGAUCACAUGAGAAAGAAACAACACAAGAAAAUCAAUCCCAAGAAUAAAGAAUACGACAGAUUUUAUGUUAUAAAUUAUCUGGAAUUAGGCAAAACAUGGGAAGACAUUCAGAAUGAGAAUGAAGAGGAGGAGGAGUAUAGAACAGAAGGCAGUGCAGGGGAAGACGACUGGAGUGACUGGACAGGUGAUUUACCUCCGUCUGUUUGUCUCUUUUGUGAAACGUCCUCUCCUACAACUAAUGAAGUUCUUCAGCAUAUGAGGGAAAAGCACUUGUUUGAUUUUCUCGCCAUCAAAUGCGCGCUAGGGUUAGACUUCUAUCACCAAGUUAAAAUUGUCAAUUAUAUCAGGAGACAGGUUUACAAGCAGAACUGUGUGAAGUGUCAAGAAAACUUUUCUUCGAGGCUUGCUGUCUUGGAACAUAUGGAGAAAGCGCAACACUUUGCCCUGCCUGAAGACAAAACGGCGUGGGAUCAACCACAGUACUUUUUCCCGACGUAUGAAAACGACUCACUGCUGUGCAGUUUGGAAGAUGAUGAGGACGAGGAAGAGAGAGUGGAAGACGAAGCCUCAACAAAAUAAUUAAUUAAUUAACACGAUAAUUAACGCCACAUGAGAUCAAAUAAACGGAACUUGUAUAAGGACACAAGUCUUGAGGGUAGCUGACUGUUGUUAGAUUACAACCAAACGCUGACAACCUUACAAGUCGCCCGGCAUAGUCAAUCGGACCCACUAUGCCGAUUAUGCCGGGAAGUCGAAAUAAAAGCUUGAUUUAGUAAGUUUUCGUACUACCGAAUUUCGGACUGUGUUGGCAACUUGCCCUGGAUUAGUUCGAGUGUUAGGGUUAGGAAGGAAAGAAGAAGCAAACAGUGAUCUCACUAGCAAAAUACAAACGAGAAGACCGAGAACGCAAUGGAGUUCGCUCAGGGAGCAAGUGGGUGCGCAAGAGAAAGGACAUGACGGGCCAGUGAAACGCUCGGAAAUCCCGAGGAAACGGACGGGAAAAACGCGCAAGGAACUCUUGAUUUAGGGCAGAGGGAACGCACCAUGGAAAACGAGGGAACACAUGGGGAAAAACAAGAAACGUCGACAAUAUACGACUGAACACACGGCGCCACUAUAGCUGACAUGGGGACACACGAUUUAGUUUAAGAAGUAACGUUUGGAACCUUUAAGAAGUGAGGACGUAUUGAGAAAUACACAGGAAACACUGGUGAAACUAGUGAAAUCGACGCCAGAAUAAUUAU